UGCAUUUUGAGAGAGAUGGAAGGUGGUAAAAUCCAAAUCCCUGCCAUUGUUAUGAAGCUAAACGAAGAUGCAGAAGAAAGGAAGACUUUAGCACGGAAGAUGCGGGAGGCAUGUGAGAGUUAUGGAUGCUUCCUUAUUGAUUGCGACAUGAUUUCCGAGGAAGAACAGCACCGAUUCUUCUCCUCCUCCGAGGAAUUCUUCGCCCUCCCCGACGAUACCAAGAAACAAUACGGCAGGAAACCUAAGAUCUGGCAUGGAGGUUACCUUGGAAUUAAUCCUUAUUCUAGACAGGAGAGCUUCAGCGUCUAUGGCCUCCCCGACGACGAGAUUCGAUCUCUCGCUGGUCAUAUGUGGCCGGAUGGCAAUCCAUCUUUCUGUGAGGUGAAUCAGUCGAUGAAGAUGAAAUUAAUGGAUGUACUUCUCUCUGUUAUGAAACUCACUUUCGAAGAUCUAGGGAUAUCAGAUUACUACAAUAAGCAUGCGGAGAAUGUUACAUGCUUAAUGAGAGGUCUCAAAUACAAGCUUCUUCCCAAGAACAACGACGAGAAACCGACUCAUGGUCUUAUGCCGCACGUCGACCAUUCCAUCUUGAGCAUUCUAUACGACAAUGGUAUCCAAGGGCUUGAGAUUUUCUCCGAUGAUGAUGAGUGGGUUCCGGUGAUGAUCCCAAAAGGCUCCCUUCUUGUGAUUGUUGGUGAUGCUUUUGAGGUUUGGAGCAAUGGUAAGUUCCGGGCGGUGAAGCAUCGGGUGACGAUGCAUACCGGCGAUAAGGAGAAGUAUACGUGUGCGUUGUUCAUGUUGCCUAAGGAUGGGGUGCUGAUGGAGGUGCCGCCGGAGUUGGUUGCGGAAGGGGAUUCUCCUCUGUUCCGAUCAUUUGUAUUUUCUGAUUACCUAGAGAAGCAUAUUGUGGAUCCUAAUUUUGAAGCCUUAAAGGUCUUUGCAGGUGUCAAUGGAGGAGUGAUCUAGGAUCAAUAUAUUGUGUCUUGUUAUUUUCUCUGUUUGUUUUAUUUGGGAUUUGUAAUGUGUGUGUUUUUUUACAAGGAAUAAGGAGUUUUUAUAAGUGU
Impatiens glandulifera is the source of this 1064-nucleotide messenger RNA. Its product is annotated as probable 2-oxoglutarate-dependent dioxygenase AOP1. The transcript is spliced from 2 exons. Bases 16 to 966 code for a protein of 316 amino acids. NCBI's taxonomy places the organism in Eukaryota, Viridiplantae, Streptophyta, Magnoliopsida, Ericales, Balsaminaceae. Gene Ontology annotation, molecular function: dioxygenase activity. The record is from RefSeq and is a predicted model, not a curated record.